This is a messenger RNA of Podarcis lilfordi (Lilford's wall lizard), 28024 nucleotides long. The record is from the annotation of a GenBank genome assembly. NCBI's taxonomy places the organism in Eukaryota, Metazoa, Chordata, Lepidosauria, Squamata, Lacertidae.
CGCAAUGACGCGAGCGCCAGGCCAUAACCCCCCAUUUGGGCUUGGGCUGGACCCGGCGCCCACCCCGCCGCGGGCUGAGGUGAGUCGGUGUGGGGCGACUUGGCCGCAGAAGGCACUGAGCUCGACAUGGUCUUCUUGCUAUUCGGCGUGGUCUUGGCGGGGCCUUGACUCGGGGGGGGGGGAUGUCUUGGGCGCACCAGACCAUAGAGGGGCCUGCAUUUCUCCCUUGCUCGUGCUGUAUCCGAGGCCUGCUUUGCAGGUCCGUCCCCCCCCCGCCCCGGCCUGGCGUGGAGCUUGAGGGCUUUCGCAGUUUCAAAGCUCUAGUAGGGCAGCGCCUGUCCUUAGAAUUCGAGUAAGCAAAGAAGGAAGAUGCUUUGGUGCCGACUGUGCUUAGUCCCGUUAAGUUGGUGUCACCAUAAGGUCAAGGAAAGGGAAUUGUUUAUCUCUUAAAUAAAGGAAGCUGCGUUGUGCCAGGUAAGGCCAUUUGUCCGUUUAGUCCAGCAUUGGCUACUCCAGCAUUUCCCAACCUAGUGUCCUCUUAACUGUUUUGAGCUCCCAGUUCAUCACCUACAACCAGCUUAGUCAAUGGUCAGAGAUGAUGGGAGUUGCCCUACAGCAUGCGUAAGCACACAUGUUCUCCAUUGCUUGUAGCAGUUGUUCUUCAGGAUGUGAGGCAUAGGUCUUUCAAAUCACCUGCUCCCUGAUCCUUUUACCUGAAGAUUUCAAGUACUCUGUCUUGGAUCACCUUCCUGCAAAGCAUGUGCUGGAGUUUUGGUUCCUCUCUGAUUGGUCUGCCAUUAAGUAAUUUGGGAGUAUUAUUCACUUCUAUAGCUUGAUGCUGGUAGAAUUUAGCUCUGGUUGACUGUUACCUGAAAACUCUUGAGUGCAGUGAGAGAGAAUGAAUGGGAGUAAAUAUGGCUUGCUACUGUUUCUUAACAUAUCUGGCCCUCACAGGAAAUCAAGUGAGCUUCCAUACAUGCAUCGUAUACAGAAUUGCUGCCCUGUUUAUGCUUGUAGAAAAAAAGGUGGAGGAGGAUUAAGUAUAGGCUUCAGUGUUGUGUGGGUGCACAUCGGUUUUCUUCAACAUGCAAGAGGAAGAAUAGGUUGUCAAUGUAUAAAACAGAAAAACAAGGGUGAAAAACAGCUUGUUACUUGUGACUGAAGUUUUCUUCCUACAUGAUCACUCCUUGUCUAAUCUUGUCUUGAAAGCUUUAAAAAUAUGUGCCGUGGAAUAAAACUUGUUAAGACUGUUUACAGAGAACAAGGGUUUUAAUGGGCACUUCAUUUUCUUGUGUUCUCAUAGCAGCUUGAAACAUGCUAAAAUUUCAUGGUACACAUGGUCAACACCUGACUCCUGUGGUACUCUUGUAAACUGCCCUUUCAAAAAUAGUGUCUCUCAGAGGAGCAGGGCAGUGGCCAUCUCUUAGACUGUCCUGUGGCAAGCAAGAUUUGGGAGGUGCAUGUGCUGAAUAAAUAUGAAGGGUGUUAUCUGCAUGUUUACAGUAUAGUAAAGUUGCACUGUUAAAGUAAUUGUACACCUGAUCUUUAAACCUUAAAAUUAUGCAUUAUUGGCUUUUGUAAUAAGUGCUGACGCACAAGAAUUACCUGCACUUGAAGAAGUAAGAGAGGCUUGGACAAAGCAUGGUUUCCAUGGAAUUUGAGUGAAAUUGAUCCAGGGUCUGUGAGUGACGUUAUACAGUUUUAAAACCACAGGACCUCUUUACAGAAAGAACCACUGCUUCAAUCAGCUUACUAGGGAGACAACCUUUUUGCUUAUAUACCCACUAGUUUUCUCCUUGAAGUCAGUAGAAUAUCAGAAGCCUAUUCCACAAUAGCUUAAAGCUGGGCUUUCAGCAUGGAUGCUCCUCUUCUGUGGAACAGCAUUCCUGUUGAGAUAUGAAAAGUGCCUAUUAUUUCAUUUUUCCGUGAUCGACUGCAGACCAUUUUGUUUUGACAGGCAUUUCCAACUGGGUGAAAAGGUAUCUGCCUUAGUUUUGGUAACACUACAGAAUAAACACCUAUAGUUUUCAUCAUUUGUACUAUUUUAAAAGCUAUUUUAAGUAGGGUGUUGUUGUUUUUGUAAAUUACCUUGGGAUACAUAUGGAAGGCGAUUAGUAAAUUAACAAAAUAAGUGUAGUAUUGCUAGUUGCCCCCACCCCAAGAUGGUGACUGCCCCUUUCAAAGCUCUGAUUUACUAAGAGGAUGCAGUUGUUACUCUACCAGUCUGUUACCUACCUUCAUUCCUGCCUGCAGUAGCAAGGUUGACUUUAGAUAUGAGAGAUGGUGGCUAAUGGUGCAGCUACUGCAAUAUCUCUCAAUGCCUUGAUAGUUUUAAUAGGAGAGGCAUCAACUCCAGAUGAAGACCAGGCUAUUCUGUUUGCAUUCCAAUCACUUCCUUAUAACGGCCUUCUAGGCGAAUAUUGAGAAAUAUUUUACUUCCUUGGUAGGUUCUGGGACAAUAUCUGAUUGCACUGACGAGCAUUGUUUCCCCCCGCUUCCACCCUUGAGAUUUGUGUAGGAUUGGAAGGAAGUACAUCUGAACUCUUCUGAAAGUACAGUUCUCAAAACAUUUUCUUGUUGAAAUUCUAUUGCAGUCUGUGAAGGGUUUGCACAAUAAAUCUUUUUUUAUAAUAUCAUAGAUUUUUUAAAAAGACAUUUGAAGGAGGAAUAAAAAUUAAAUAUGAUGACAGGUACCUUUAAGAUGAAAACAGGAAAACUUGAGGUGCUAACUUUUCUCACCGCAUUCAUAAGGAAGAAAAGUGUGUGUGUGUGUGUUUGUAUGUGUAUGUACACCAGCCUUUCCCAAGCUGGUGGCCACCUGAUAAUUUGGAUUGCAACUCCUGUCCUCCCAGACCAUUGUCCACAUUGACUGGAGUUGUUGGAGCUGGAGUCCAAAAUGUCUGGAGGGCAUUAAAUUAGGGAAGGUUAGUUGCUUUGACUUUGCAGUGUGAAGAAAAUGUGCUCAUCAUUUUUUAAAGAUUAUUUUGAAAGGCAUGCUUCUAACACACUGAGUAAUGCCACACUUCAGAUAAUUUUCCUGAUACUUUUGAAUGCCAAUUGUGCAUGAUUGAUGUUUGUUACAGGUGCUUUAAAUUGACAAAGACAUGUUGUAAGCCAUCAGCAGAGGGUGGAAUGUCCUCUACUCUGCAUUUGGCUUCCCCUUCUACUUCUUGAGCCUUAAGAUCAUUCCCGUCCUGUGAAUGGAGGUUUAGGUUUAGCUUUAAAGAGAUUUUUAGGAUUAAAUGUUAACCUUUGAACACUGACUUCCUUAAGCUUUUUGUUUUUUCAAAAGUGGAAUGCUGCAUUUCUUUCUGACAUGCCUUUAAAAUUCUGUUGUUUAGCUGCUCUUAGUAGAUGGGAUUCUCUUACGGUUGCUCAGGUUUCAUGUACGUUUGAGGAGAGGUAAAAUAUACAAUGGCAAAAGAUGUUUGAGAAGAUCCAGCAGCUUUCUAGUACUUUCCAUUGAGUAGCUUAAGUUUAGACAUCUUUUCCUCUCUCAUGGACCAGAAUGGGAAAACUCAGACUGAGAAAGUGACAUAAUGUAGGCAACUUACCAAACUCCUGUCCAGCAUUUUUUUUUAAAAAAAAUAAUAAUCUUCAAACACUGUAAAAUCAAGCAACCUUCUGUGGUGUGUUGGGAUAUAGGGGUGCUUUUCUCUUUUGAUAAAAUGAAUGGAAGGUCCUCAUUUUCCAAAAAGCGAGCCAAUUCAAAGAUCUGUCUGAAAAAUGAUGAGACUGGUAAAAUGUAAUUCUGGCACCUAAGAAUUUAUUAUUCUAUUUGAAACAUUUGAUGCUUAAUUCCUAGGAAUCUGAAAUAUUUUAAAACCCUGAUAAGGAAGGUUAUUUGGCAAUUUAAUAUUAGCCCAGCAGCAGAAAAUGCUAAAGCUUGUAAUGGAAUUUUGUACCUGUGUAAUCUGUAUGAUAAUGUUGAUAGUAUUGUUUGAGAGUCAAGAGUUUCAGCAUUCAGCAUCUGCAACCCUAGCUCCCGCUUCUAGAAGGAACAAUAGAGAAAAGAAGGUGCCAAACCAAACUGUAGGUCAGUAUGCUGAUCAGCCAAACAAAUAGACAAAUACUGAGUUCACUUGGAAAUCUCUUGACUUCUGUGAAAUUUACUUUUAGUAACUAUGCUAAGCUAGAAGCCUUAAUGCCUUCUAGUUAUACAGCUGCUAGACUCCAUUGCAUUCCCAUAUUCUUUUUGCAGAAAACAUUCGCUGUUCCAGCAUCAAUUUCCUGUCUUCAGCUUCAUAGGUAACCUAUAAUUUGGGUGCAGAUGCUCAUGAAAUGUGAGCACUUCAUACCUGUGAAGUGAUUUUGGUGACUUUCUCCCUUUCUCACAAUAUCUCUGCACACUUUUGGAUGCAAUUAAUUAACUUACAGGUUUUCCUCUACUGGAGAUUGUAUUAAGGAAGCUCUAGCCAACUGGUUUUGGGAGGGCUUGGGUUGAUAUAUUGAAACAGUUUGAACUGUAUAUGUACUAAAAGUUAUCUUGAGAUGCUCAGAAUUGUUGGAUCAUUUUAUUUUUAACUUGAUGGAGUUAGCACAGAACUAAGAAUGUCCGAGUCUUGGCUUAUCAGUGGAAGUACUGAUGUUGUGGCAUUUCUUCCUUUGGUUUCAUGACAGAGCUGUGGUUUAAAGCACACUUACACUCCCCCUUCCUAAUUAUAUUUUCUGGGAAGCCAAGUCUCCUGAGUCAUAGUAGAGAUAAUUUCCAAGUGAUUGAAUAAGCAGGAGAAAGAAUUGAGGUUAUUAAUAUGGUUCAACUCAGACAUCACACAGAGGUAUGGUUUGUGUCAGUCUUCCUCCAAGCUGUUGUCUUCCAGAUGUUUUGGACUACAAUUCCCAUCAACUCCAGGGAUGGUGGAAGUUGUAUUCUAAUGGGUGCCAGGCUGUGCAAACCAUGGUUUGCAAAUCUACUUCAAACUGUAGUUAUUGAUUCUGAUUUGUUGGUGAUCACAAACUGUGGUUUAAGAAUUCAAAUAUUGCACUGAAACCUGAAUUAAGCUUAUGUGCAGAAAGCAAGGGGGCAUUUAUUGAAUAAAUAUAGUAUGCUCAUCUCUCUCUCUCUCUCUCUCUUUCCGCUCCAGCUUCCUGGGAUGUCGUGGAGAUUGGAAUUGUUCCAGACAUGCUUGCUCUGGUGUUGCUCUGGGAGAACACCUUGAUGGAUGAUUAGUACCAUUCAGUGAUGGGCUGUGGGACUAGCAAAGUACUUCCUGAGCCUCCCAAGGAUGUUCAUUUGGAUCUUGUUAAAAAGGUGGAGCCAUAUACUGGUUAUAAAACUGACAUAUAUAAGCACUUCAUCAAGGGUGAUGGAGAUGCCAUCAAAUCUGCUAUCCCUUCUCCUCCUCGUCACACUAACCCACAUGUGGAACAGGCAGAGCCUCGCAAGAACAGAGUGGCAAAGUACCGUGCAAAAUUUGAUCCCAGAGUGACAGCCAAGUAUGAUAUCAAAGCCCUGAUUGGCCGAGGCAGCUUUAGUCGUGUAGUACGGGUGGAGCACAAGGCUACCAAGCAGCCGUAUGCAAUCAAGUUAAUAGAGACUAAGUACCGUGAAGGAAGGGAAGUGUGUGAGUCAGAGCUGUGUGUGUUGCGUCGUGUUCGGCACACCAAUAUCAUCCAGCUCAUUGAAGUGUUUGAGACUCAGGAGCGUGUCUACAUGGUGAUGGAAUUGGCCACUGGAGGGGAGUUGUUUGACCGAAUCAUUGCCAAAGGUUCCUUCACGGAAAGGGAUGCUACCCGAGUGCUGCAAAUGGUGUUGGAUGGAGUUAAAUACUUACAUACAUUGGGCAUAACUCACAGGGACUUAAAGCCAGAGAACUUGCUCUAUUACCACCCAGGCAUGGAUUCUAAAAUAAUGAUCACAGACUUUGGGCUGGCGAGUGCUCGAAAGAAGGGAGACGACUGCUUAAUGAAGACUACCUGUGGGACACCAGAGUAUAUUGCCCCAGAGAUCUUGGUCAGAAAGCCCUACACAAACUCAGUAGACAUGUGGGCACUGGGUGUGAUCUCAUACAUCCUACUAAGUGGGACGAUGCCUUUUGAAGAUGACAACCGCACCCGCUUGUAUCGGCAAAUUCUGAAAGGAAAGUACAGUUACUCAGGGGAGGUGAGUGUGUCAAGGUUCCAGCAAGGGAGUGCCUGUUGUGCCAGUGUAUUCCGUGAUGGUCUGAAAUCUCUGGUCUCUACAGGAAACACCCUCAUCCUUAAAUCUUGAAGCCUACUGCAACCCUGGUCCUUUAAAAGCUACUGCUUUCAGAAUAUAUAGUGUAUGUUUUUUUGUUUCAGAAAUUAGGCCCCCUUUUGCACAAAAUGUCUUACAAGAAACAACAACAAUGAGGUUGUCUGGGUGAAAGCAAAAGUAACAAGUGAUUUCCAAGCAGUGGGAAUCUCUGCCCCUGCUAAUGGGAGGUGGUAAGGCCAGGCUUUUUCAGAAAUGGAAUUGAGAAUCAUUUAUCCAUUUUUUGGAGAUGUAUUGCAUUUCCUCUAAAGAAAAAAAAAACCCUCUCAAAAUGGUUUGCAAAGAAGAAAAAUGUAAAAGAAGUAUUAAACUAAUACAAAAAUUCUUAUUUUUCUUACAUAAAUUAACAUUAUUUAACAUUUUAGCAUUGGAAUGGUUGGCUUUUAAGCAGUUUGGGAGGCCUCACUCCUCUGGAAGAUAGAAUAAUGCAUGGGAGCUCUGCCAAGUCUUUACAACAGCUUCAGAUGGGAUGAGUUGAAAAGCCAUUCCCCUCUAGGAGUCUGCCUGUCCUCAGGAAAGAUGGAGCUAAAUCUAACUUCUGAGUCUUGUCUGGUGCUGUUCAAAAGACCAAUGAACCCUCCAGAAGUUGUUGGACACCAGCUUCCAUCAGCUCUGGCUAGCAUGGCCAAUGUCCAGGGCGAAUGGGAGCUGUUGUUUAGUAAUAUUUGGAGAGGCACACAUUCUCUGGAGAGGCUUUAGAGGCUAUUUCUAGGGGGUGCUGGCAUGUAUCAAUUAAAUCUGUCAUUGUACUGCUUUGGUCUGCUUCAUUGUGUGUCUUAUGGUUAUAGAAAGAAGAAUAUAUGAAUGUGGAGAUAAGUUCUAUACUUCCUUCAAUAAGUUACACUCAGAAAUAGAAAUAAUUCAACUAUUGCCCCUAGUGGCAUCUCAGCAAGAACUGAGCCAAAUGUUUUAUAUGUGUAAGAGAGCAAUUUUUCAGUCGGGGGUUGAGAAGUGACAGUAAAAUAACUGACUGAAAAACAAACGAGGUACUUGCUAGUUCUCAGGCUGUGAUGACAUUUCAGUAAUGGAUGAAGAGUCCUUUUUAUAUUAUUUGGGGUGUAAUGUUCUAGAUGCUAAAUCAGGAUAUAAGUUGCUUUUGAAAACAUUGAGGCAAUUUUCAUGGCUGUGCAGGUUUUGAUAAGUCUUCCAAAUAAUGUGCAGUUGGUCACUCUUUGAUUUGACUUGUAGCUUCUGUAUGUUUGUGGCUGGGUUGUGUCAGGAAGUCAGAUUUCACAAGCAAGUAGGUAACCUACAGUAAGUAGGCACCCCAUUUAUAUUCUGUAGAGUAGUAGUAGUAGUAGUAGUAGUUGUUGUUGGUUAUUUUGCCAUGCCUGUUUUGCUUCCUGUAGACCACAGCCAGAUGAUCCAACUAGUUUCGCUAUUUGUGAAUUGUGAAUGAAUCUGACAGCUGCUAUGUCCUGGCACUGAUUUAAGCAACAUGUUUCACAGUGUUUAGGAAUGAGUGAUAAUCAAUGGAGAAGUAGGUCAAAGAGCUGAUAGCGGGUGGUAGGCUCCCAAGCUCCCACAACCCCCCCCCCCCAAUAAUGGGUGUCUUGAAGAAACCAUGCUUCUGCUAACCUGAUAAAUCUUGGAGAAUCAGUUUUCUUCUUCUUAUCUUUUCUGGUGUAAUGGGAAGAAAUCAGCCAUAAGCUUGUUUUAUCACUGGCCUUCCAAAAACAAAUUAAGAGAACUUUUAUUACACAGAAAUCCUUUAAAACUGCACUGGAUGCAGCUGUGGCAAACUGAGUGUAAGACUGAGAAUGCGGGAGAAAAAGGCUGCUACAGAAAGGCCCCUACCCCCCCUUUUAGCUUUAACUCUGUGAAAUGAAACACUUUUAUCUGACAGUGGCACUCCCAAGAGGCAUGUCUGUGGAGAUCCGAUCAUAGAGUUAUAGAUUCGCCUGCAGUGACCCUCUGGGCUAAAGCAUAAGAAAUGUGCUUUUGAACCAGGGAGGAGAGUGUCUGCUAACAUAGGCUCUCAUAGAAUUUCACAGGCAGAGAACUUGCAUCAUAGAAGAAUCCAAAAAAGGUUAGAUGUUUUUCCUUCUCUUCCUAUCCCCAAAAGAAAAGGUGUACUUUCCAAGACAAGGCUUGCCUCAAAUGCUGAACUGAGAUUGUGGAGUCCUAUUGAGAGAGAGAGAUGUGAAAGCUGAUAUUCAGGCUGACUUGUGAAGUAUUUCUAUUUUCUUGAUGAGAAAUGAAGAGAGCUUACAAUUUGGGUUCCUUUCCUGAAGCAGUGUCUGUUUUCAAGAGGCUAGUAGGCAAUUGAUGGGAAAGCUAUACCUUAAUAGCUCAUUUAGGUCCUGCUGACCUCAACUACUCUAAUUAUCAUUCUCUGGCUCCUGAUGGUAUAGAGUUGAUGGCAAAGGCAUGGUGUUUAAGGCAGUCUGGGGAUAAGUGACUUGGCAAGCCCUUUUGAUGAUGUUAGCUCCCUGGGUAAGGGUUACAAUGCUUAUCGAAGCUGGAUCAGUACAGCCUAUCCAUCAGGAACUAAUUGUGUUCUCCCCUGCCACCCUGCUCCCUGCUGCUCUUUCUUUGCUUUAUCAGGGCUUUGCUAAAUAAGCUGAAGGGGCUAGUUUUACUGUCAAAAAUCCUACAGGUAACAUAGCAGAAAACUUAUUCUACUGUUCUAGUGUUUCCAUUAGAGAGGAGAGUUCACAUGCUUUUCAGAAAUGUAUCCUGUCACUCUUUUGCAUUUCUGAUUUGAUGCUAACAAACUAGAAGGCUUCCAACUACUUAAAAGUUGGAAUUCAAGGGAGAAGUAGCUAUUUGCAACUUGGCAUAAUAUGUGGAGUACAGGUACUGGAGGCUGUUGGCCUGUGGGGAAACUUAGUGCUUGGGAGCUGGUGUAGUGUAGAGGCUGAUGUAUAAAUCAGGAAGUCCCAGCUUCAAAUGUCACCUCUACCUUGAACUCAUUAAGCUGCUUUAGGCAAGUUACUUUCUCACGGCCCUGAUUCUUCCAUCUGCAGUAUGGGGGAUAAAAACGCAGACUUAGGAUUGUUGUAAAAAUUCCUGGAAAAUAUACAUGGAACCAAGGACCUUAUACCAAGUCAGGUGGUUGUUUUACUCAGUAUUGUUCACAAUGAUUGGCAGGCAGUCUCAGGCAGGAUUUGUUCCCAGCUCGACCUGGAGAUGCUGGGUAUUGAACCUGGGACCCUUCUGCAUGCAAAACAAAUGAUCUACCUCUGAGUUAUGCCUACUUCUUCUUGAAAGCACUUUGCCAAUGUUAAAGUACUAAGACUUGUAACAAAAUGUUGCAGUGUAUCAUCACCUUUGUAGAGGAGUGCUCCUCUUCAAGGUUCCAAUCAGCCAUGUCUUCCACCUUGAUUUUCCAUCUUUUUGGGCGGGAGGUUAUAUCCGCAGAAUCUUUGCUGCUGUUAGUGCCCCUGCUGAGUCAAGAUCAAGAUGUCCUUUGGUCACAACAGUGGCAAUGCUCAGGCCAGAGUCUGUUUCUGUUUCUAGUUGAAUGCUACCAUGUCAUGCAUCACCACAGUUCCCCAUUCCACUGCCAUCCUGUUCCCCAAGCUCAGGUCACUAUUCAUAUCAUCUGGAAUGAUUCCCUCUCUUUCUACCGUUUGUCUUGAAACAGACAGUGUAGUGCUGUAGAGAGUUACAGUCCUGGCAAGCUCUGAGUAAUAUUUGCAAUAGUGCAUGGAGCCUACGUUUGACAGAGUGGCAGGCAAACAGUUAGUUGUUUUACUAUUAUGUUCGCCCAUAAUGGAAGCCACUAGCUGCAUGUCAUAAGAAGAGGAAAGAGUCCUGUUGGAUAAGGCCAAAGGCUUAUUUAGUCUAGCAUCCUAUUAUCCCAGAAGCAGGAUAUGAGUGCAGCAUCACUCUCCCUACUUGUGACCUAGCAAGCUGUAUUUAGAGCCUUCAGCAAUGAAGACAGAACAUACCUAUCAUGGCCAAUAGUCACUUAUUUAUCUAAUCUUGUUUUAAAGCCAUGAAAGUUGAUGGCCACCAAUACAUAAUUGUGGGAGUGAAUUCCAUAGUUGAACUAUGCCCAGUGUGAAGAAGUACAUUGCUUUUCCUGUGCUGAAUCAUACAACAUUCAGCUUCCAUUAUGAGAGAGGGAAAAAAAGUUAUCUCUAUCCAAUUUCUCCAACUAUGCUGCCAUGCAUCUUAAAUGCUGUCAGUCUGGCCUCAGUGGCUCAGCCUUUCAGCAGCCCCUCCUAGAAGGCAUCAUAAGAGUUGACUGGUACUCCGGCAAAUAAUUUUUGCAUAGAACAACUUGGAAGUUCGUUGAAAUAAAUUGCAUCAUUUUUGUAUCUUCAUUUCUACUUGCCCCCAUGUUCUUUGGUGCCUUUCGCUUGAACUGCUGCAUUCUCAAAUUCUUCCGUAUAUUGUUUGUGUUUCCUGGCUGCUCUGUCUCUGUGCUUGUUGUCUUAGAUCCAGAACAUUGUAGUGGUUAGAGUGUCAGGCUAGGAGUGGGGAGAAUGGAGUUGAAAUUCUCACUGAGCCAUGAAGCUCACUGAGUGCCCUUGAGCCAGUCAGUUACUACCGCAUUUUUUGCUCUAUAAGACUCACUUUUUCCCUCCUAAAAAGUAAGGGGAAAUGUGUGUGCGUCUUAUGGAGCGAAUGCAGGCUGCACAGCUAUCACAGAAGCCAGAACAGCAAGAGAAUCAUAGCACUGUAGAGCUGGAAGGGAUUGCUGCUUUCACUGCGCAGCGAUCCCUCUUGCUGUUCUGGCUUCUGAGAUUCAGAAUAUUUUUUUUCUUGUUUUCCUCCUCCAAAAACUAGGUGCGUCUUGUGGUCUGGUGCGUCUUAUAGAGCGAAAAAUACGGUAUUUCUUUUGAACCUAGCUGACAUCUGAAGAGCAUUACAAAGAUUAUUAUUAAAUUUUUAUACUGCCCUUCAUCUGAAUAUCACAGGGCAGUUUACAUUAUAAAAACACAAAAACACAUACCAUAAAAAGAAAAUAAAACAAUGCCUGCCAUCGAUGGUUUAAAAGACCCUAGAUUGUUUAGGAGAAGAGGGAUGUUUUUGCCUGACACCUAAAGAUAGUAACAAAGGUGCCAGGCAAGGCUCCCUGGAGAGAGCAUUCCACAAGAGGGGAGAUAAAGGGUCGGGGAGAAAACCAGUGUGGUGCAGUGAUUAAAAGUGUUGGACUAUGACAGUGCAGUUCACUGAGUAAAUGUGGGCCAGUCGGUCUGUCAGCCUAACCUACUCACAGGGGAAGGGGAGAACCAUACAUGCCAUGCUGAGCAACAUGGAGGAAGGCAGGAUAAAAAUUUAACAAAUCCUCUUUGCCUUGGCUUUUGCUUCAAGAUCUACUUUUACUUACUAAAGAAGCCCAGUGGAAUCUGCGGGGAAUGUUUUAGAGGACAUGUCUAGAGUUACUGGAAGCAAAGUAAGAAUCCUGAAAACAUACUUUGUAAACUUUCCUGAUCAUAAUUUUAAAAGUGUAGGCUGCAUUAUCUGUCUUGAAAGAGUGGCUGAAAUCUAUUGUCAUGGAUAUUUGUUGACUCGCUUGAGUAAAUGGUCCACCAACGUCACACCCCCCCUUCCUUUUGCUUUGUGACUCACACCAGCUUUUAUUCUCUGAUGAAUACCACCUUCAGAUGGGAUGAGGCUUAAACACCUUGACGCACAAUGCACUUUGAAGGGUCGUGUUGCAUAUUUAGCCUGGAACACGAUGUGGUGCAUAACAGUUUCUGGUUGACAUUAGCUUGGGUUAGUGUGAAAUGGAGGCAUACAGAAUUAUAAAAGGGAAAGGGAAAGGAACAUAAAUAUUCAAAGACUGCCUUUGUAUUUAAGCUCCUCCUAACACCAUAGCAUCUGCCUUCUUCCCAUUUGACACUCAAGCUUAGCUUUUUGCUAUGACUUCACCAAGUCAGCUUCACGGGACACAGUCCAAAUAAAAUUGGGAUAUCAUAAAUAUGUGUGAUUUUUCCUCCACUCCUCAAUGCAAAAACAUGUUUACUCAUGGGAAUUGGUAUCCCAAACAUGUAAGGGCUGUGUGCCAUGUGGGGAUGCAGGUGGAGCAGUGCAAAUAAAGGGACAGUUUUUGCUGAUGCCAGUGGGAGAGCAUCUGCUUUGCAUGCAGAAGGCCUCAGUUUCAGUUUCUAGUAUCUCCAUGUAGGACUGGGAGAAACCCCUUUCUGAAGCCCUGGAGAUCUGGUCCACACAUGCAAUAUUGAGCUGGAUGGACCAAUGGUAUAUCAGUGUAUGGCAGCUUCCUGUGUUCUUGUGCACAGCCCUAAAAGAAAACUAAACAUUUCCAAGUCUCAUCUAAAAGCAAGCAGGAAUUCAGUGCAUGUGCAUUGAUCUCAAUGGAAAUUUGGCUUGCCUUUACUAGCAGGGAUGUGUGUUUAUGAUGUUACGGUAUUAUUAUUAUUACCACUAUUAUUUAUUUUUUUAUUUAUUUAUACCCUGUUUUUCCCCUGACAGGGAUUCAAGGCAGCUUACAGAUAAAAUAUCGUGCAGUCAGAUAUUUUGGUGCUAAAAAUAUUUAUACUUUAAACAUCAACUUUAGGCAGGCAGUUUGCCACUUUAACUGUUGUACCCACUUGUCAAUCCAUAACUCCCUGGAUGGCUUACUACAACAUAUUCAUAGCAUAUAACAAGAAAAUAUAGCCAUAAUAAUAAAGUGCUGCAAUCCUGUAUUGACUUACCUGGCAAUAAGCUCCACUGAACUCCACUGCGUUUUCUUUUGAGUAGGAUUGAACUAUCAAUGCCAGUAAGAGCCCAGAAAAUUGAAAGUGAUUUUUCUUUGACCCCCUCCAUCACAUUUGGCACUGUUACAAAAACGGUCCUGACUUUGGUAGACUUCCACCACACUUUGAUAGUAGGGGCAUUCAAGAGGUGGCUGAUUGUAACAGCGAGGGAGCAGGAGGUCUUUUGGUUAAUGCUUUUUCUCCAUACAUCCCUAUGAAUGACUGCACAGUUCUUCUGAGGAUUUGACUUUCCUGCAAUAGUUACAGAAGAAUGUUCCCAGCAGGAAACUAACCCAACUGAGACUGUAAGGUUGUUUCUUUCUUUCCAUUGACUGAUAUACAGUAUUUGAUUUUCUUUUUGAAAUUUGAAAGGUCUGAAUGCCUGUUUCAAAGGAUUAUUCAUUCCAACUCCCUCCUUACCUGUAGAAAGGGUGCUCGGAAGGUAAAAUUCAAUCUGAUGUUUUCCAUGUUUGGCCACACUGGCUGCUUCAAACAUAACAUGAUGAAUGAAAUACAUUCAAAGACAGCACAAAUUAGAGGGCCCUUUGAAAGAGGUGUUUCACUUUCCUUGGUCCACUUUGUGCUUUUUUGGCUGGAUGUGAAGAUUUGGCUGUCUCCUUGGAUGGUGCUUUGGAAGCAACUUUUGGAUUUUUAAGAUUGUCUUCCUAGUGGUCUUAUUAGAACCACUCCCACCCCCACCAUGUGUGAGAUGCAUGAAAUGUUGCACAUAUUUCCCACAGAGGCCUAAAAUUGUGCCUAUGUACAAGAAUGAACAAACAAAUCAAUGAAAAUUCUGACAGGAAUAAAUAGAGGCUAGAAAAUUCAGCUUUUACUGAGAAGAGGAACUGUUUUUAAGUGCACCUGAGAGUUCUGUCUCCUGGAAGAGAAGAGAAAUCCAUUUACAGAGGAAUGUGCUCUUGCGUCCCAGAUGAAGAGAGCAUUGAGCGAGUACGGGUGAAGGCUGCAUGUGACCUGAGGGGCCUCUACUUAAGAGACAGAGUGUUCUGGUCUCUCUCUCUCUCCCCCCUUUCUUUCUUUCAUUUUUUUUUUCUUUCAAGACGGAGGAACAUUGAAAAGAGCCUGAAAUAGGCUGUCUCCAUGCCUGAGGUGGAACGUUGAGGUCAGCCUGACAAAUGCACACUCUAUGAUGAGGCUCAGAAGCCUUUUUUGCUCUGCCUCUUUUUCUUAUCUCCUACACCUGACCUUAAUGCAACUGUUCAUCUCAGGCAGAGGUAGCCAAUGUGGUGCCCGUCAGUUGCUGUUGGGUUACAACUGCCGUUAUCCCUGACCAUUGGCCAUGCUGGCUGGGGCUGAUGGGAGUUGGGGAUCCAGCAACAUCUGAAGGGCAUCAUAUUGUCUAUCUGCAGUGCUGAUGUAGUUGACGUGGUUUUGUGCUGAGCUGUGUGGCUAACUAACUGGAACCGUGGUAGAAACUUUUGCAGAAUUAGGAACUCAUGUAGCAAUGCCAACAUCCUGCUUGGUUACCUAGGGUGAAUGCAAAUCUGCUCGAAGUAACCAGAUAUCCUGUAGUAAAGAUGUUUCUUUGGGGAAGGGGAGAAUGGACCUAUAUUUGGACCUGUAUUGCAAGCUGAAUUUGACACUUCUCAUUGUCAGUUUCUAUGAAUUACUAAGCAUCUGUAUUGUUUUCUGUAAAAUGUCCACUUUCCAUUAUGGUGCAUUAAUUAUAAACUUCUUUGAAUCUCCAGGAGAGUAUUCUUCUCAAAAAACAUUGGUACCUCGGGUUAAGCACUUAAUUCGUUCUGGAGUUCCGUUCCUAACCUGAAACUGUUCUUAACCUGAAGCACCACUCUAACUAAUGGGGCUUCCUGCUGCCGCUGCGCCACUAGUGCGAUUUCUGUUCUCAUCCUGAAACAAAGUUCUUAACCCAAGGUACUAUUUCUGGGUUAGUGGAGUUUGUAACCUGAAGAAUCUGUAGCCCGAGGUACCACUGUAAAGUGAAAUAGUUUGAAAAUCACACAUCAAACACUUGUUUGAGAUGGAAGUGAGUUCCUUGAAUAAUACUGGGACAAAACUAGUAUUGCAUUUGUUAAAAUAAAUGUGAUUAUUUAGAGAACGUGGAGAACGUGGAGAAUACCAAAUCAAGCAUACAGAUGCACACACUCACAAAGCUUCUAGCUCUGAUUUAAAUGUGACAGAAUGCACAGUACGCGUUGUAGUUUAUUUGCCUUCUGAAGGUGCUCAGUCCAUUUAAUAAAAUGAGAGGGAUAGUCUCCCAUCAGAAUAGAGUGAAGACUUCUUCUGCAGCAUGAAUCCCCUGAAGAGUAAAGAGGCUAUCUCAGUUGUUGCAUCCCUUUUAGACUUAUUUGUUUUAACAGACCGUUAAGAUAUUUUGGGCUUGGGUCCCUUUUGACACAAGCCUGAUUUGCCAUGCUUAAAGAGAGAGCAAAAUAUGUUGGCCUUACGUCACAACUGACUGGCAAGUUGUAUAAGUAGAGGACAGCAAAGUUGGGCUAUAAUGCAAAUAAUUCCAACCCCCCCCCCCCCCCCCCGCUCACAGGGCAUUGCAAAACCUUGUGAAUAACCCAAGUAAACAUUCCUGGAAAACUAAAAAAAGAAAGAAACCAAACUAGUUUAACUAAUAAUGCAUGUUUCUUUUGGUCACAAUGGGAACCCACUGAACCCACCAGGCAAUAUGGUGAAUCUAUUCAGCUGCAUAUGGAGCCAGCAGAAGAGCCUGUUCUUUCUGCCAUAUUAAGUCCACACAUACAAUGCAAUUCUUUGGUGACCUAGAGGCUUUUUCUUGCCAUUUACACCAGAAGGAAAAUUUCUUACUUUUCUAAUACAAUAUUUUUAUCUUAUAAAAUACACAAAAUCUUAUCAUAAAUAAGUAAAUAUACAAUAGAUUAUCUUGAUACAUUUGUCAUGAAUAUAAACUGAUGGAAGUAUCCAAAAGACUCAACAUCUGUAAAUUAUUACAAAUAUUCUGCUCCUCAGAAAAUCAUGUAUAAAACUGUUGUUACAUUAAUAUUAAAAUUUCUAAAGAUUUAUACAUUCUCAGAAAAAUGUUGCAACUGUGCCUUCUAUUUCUGGGAGCCAACAUGGUGUAGUGGUUAAGAGCGGUGGACUCAUAAUCUGGUGAACCAGGUUUGCUUCCCCGCUCCUCCACAUGCAGCUGCUGGGUGACCUUGGGCUAGUCACACUUCUCUGAAGUCUCUCAGCCUCACUCACCCCACAGAGUGUUUGUUGUGGGGUGAGGAAGGGAAAGGAGAUUGUUAGCCACUUUGAGACUCCUUAAGGGGAGUGAAAGGCGAGAUAUCAAGUCCAAACUCCUCUUCUUCUCUCCUCAGCUUUUGAUAUCAUCAAUCAUGGCAUCCACCUGGGAGAUGGGCUUCAGGGGCACUGUUCCGCCAUGCUUUCAAUCUUAUCUCCACGGCUGGUUCCAGAAGGUAGCAUUGGUUGAGUGCUCCUUAGCCCCUUGGAUUUUGAGCUAUAGGGUGCCACAGGACAUAAUAAUGUCUCCGGUGCUAUUUAACAUCUACAUUAAACCAUUGGGAGCAUUCAUUAGGAGUUUUAGAGUAGGGGUAGGCAACCUAAGGCCCAGGGGCCGGAUGCAGCCCAAUUGCCUUCUAAAUCUGGCCCGUGGACGGUCCAGGAAUCAGUGUGUUUUUACAUGAGUAGAAUGUGGUGGGCUAGAUGAAGGCUGCUCCUUUUCUGUGGAAUAGCAUUCCUUGUCAAGAUAUGGCAGGUGCCCAUUAUCUGCCCUUCCCAGAAACAACUGAAGACUUUUUUGUUCUGACAAGCUAUCCCAGCUGGAGAAUCCAACUCUUCUGAAAGCUACUAAAAGCAAAGCCAUUUUCAACAAAUCUAUUAGUCUUUGUAUUGAUAUAGACAUAACAAACCCAAUCAGUUUAUUUUUCAACUCUUUUAUAGUUGAAACCUUAUUUAAUCUCCAGCAUUCAUCAUAAUUUAUUGUAGCUGCCAUAACUAUAUGCACUGUAAGUUGAGAACCUACAUUUUACUACAUUUAACACAAACUAAGAGCAACUGUUACUGUAAAGACAAGAAGGUUUAUUGAACUCUUCCAAAAACCAAGCAGACCUUCCCACCCUGCUUGCUCAAAUAUGUCUCUUAUCAUUCUGUCCAAGCUCUGGUUUAUGUUUACUUUAUUCCCACCACCCCUUGUGUGGUCCAGUCUUUCUGAGAAUUGGUAGCUUUGUCUGUCCCUCUCCUCCUUUCCCUCCUGCAGUUCUGGGAGAGUGCCAGUUUGGAGUCCCCAAACAUGCUUCCCAAUUAGUUAUUUGUUUGGACCUAAAUUCUUUUCUGGAAGAAUUGUGUGGGUCUGCUAAAACCUGAGAAUCAGCUCAAGCAACCAAUCAAGCAUUGAUUGGUUAAAUGGUAAGCUGUUCAGACAGUUGGUUAUGGGGAGGAAGCUUCCCGCUGUCAGCUGUUUGUAGCACCUGCUGAUACUGGAUUUGCCGGCCCAGCUAUAUAGAUUCAUGCCCAGUGGCUUGUAGCUUGCAGAGUUCCCAUACUGUGGCAUGCUGCACAUGAGGAACGUCUCUCCUGGGGGAGCCUUUAUUUUGAGAUAUUUCAGGAGAUUGAUUUCCAGAGUGAUUGGGAAACUAACUUACAGCUGUAUUAUCCUAGACCAAAGGGGGUUCAAAUCUUGUAGAGAUUGCAUAGAAUCAUAGAAUCAUAGAAUGAGUUGGAAGAGACCACAAGGGCCAUCGAGUCCAACCCCCUGCCAAGCAGGAAACACCAUCAGAGCACUCCUGACAUAUGGUUGUCAAGCCUCUGCUUAAAGACCUCCAAAGAAGGAGACUCCACCACACUCCUUGGCAGCAAAUUCCACUGUCAAACAGCUCUUACUGUCAGGAAGUUCUUCCUAAUGUUUAGGUGGAAUCUUCUUUCUUGUAGUUUGGAUCCAUUGCUCCGUGUCCGCUUCUCUGGAGCAGCAGAAAACAACCUUUCUCCCUCCUCUAUGUGACAUCCUUUUAUAUAUUUGAACAUGGCUAUCAUAUCACCCCUUAACCUCCUCUUCUCCAGGCUAAACAUGCCCAGCUCCCUUAGCCGUUCCUCAUAAGGCAUCGUUUCCAGGCCUUUGACCAUUUUGGUUGCCCUCCUCUGGACACGUUUCCAGUUUGUCAGUGUCCUUCUUGAACUGUGGUGCCCAGAACUGGACACAGUACUCCAGGUGAGGUCUGACCAGAGCAGAAUACAGUGGCACUAUUACUUCCCUUGAUCUAGAUACUAUACUCCUAUUGAUGCAGCCCAGAAUUGCAUUGGCUUUUUAGCUGCCGCGACACACUGUUGGCUCAUGUCCAGUUUGUGGUCAAACAAGACUCCUAGAUCCUUUUCACAUGUCCUGAACUCAAGCCAGGUGUAUCACUUCAUGUUUUUGUGCCUCUCAAUUUUUUGCCCAAGUGUAAUACUUUACAUUUCUCCCUGUUAAAAUUCAUCUUGUUUGUUUUUGCCCAGUUCUCUAAUCUGUCAAGGUCGUUUUGAAGUGUGAUCCUGUCCUCUGGGGUGUUAGCCACCCCUCCCAGUUUGGUGUCAUCUGCAAAUAUGAUCAGGAUGCCCUUGAGUCCAUCAUCCAAGUCGUUGAUAAAGAUGUUGAAUAAGACCGGGCCCAAGACAGAACCCUGUGGCACCCCACUAGUCACUCUUCUCCAGGAUGAAGAGGAACCAUUGAUGAGCACCCUUUGGGUUCGGUCAGUCAGCCAGUUACAAAUCCACUGAGUGGUAGCAUAGUCAAGACCGCAUUUUACCAGCUUCUUUACAAGAAUAUCAUGGGGCACCUUCUCAAAUGCCUUGCUGAAAUCAAGGUAGGCUACAUCCACUGCAUUCCCUUCAUCUACCAGGCUUGUAGUUCUGUCAAAAAACGAGAUCAGGUUAGUCUGACAUGACUUAUUUUUCAGAAAUCCAUGCUGACUAUUGGUGAUCACAGCAUUCCUUUCUAGGUGCAUGAUGAGUACAAUUCAAGAGAUUUGUCUAGUUACGUGUCUGUCAUAUUGAACUUUCUGAGAUAUAUGGAGUGACAUUCAGAAAUCCAUUCUGACUAUUGGUGAUCACAGCAUUCCUUUCUAGGUGCAUGAUGAGUACAAUUCAAGAGAUUUGUCUAGUUACGUGUCUGUCAUAUUGAACUUUCUGAGAUAUAUGGAGUGACAUUCCUAGUGACAUCCAGAUCUGAUAAUGGCUUAACUGCUUGCCAGUACCCACUUAAAACAAGGCAGCACAAAAUUUCCUUUAUAUUGUUCAUUUGUCAAGGAACAUCAGUGGAUACAUCUGGAGCCCUUCAUGGUCUAUUUUUGCAUGAUGUGUCAAGUCACCAGACUCUUCCUGUAGACCUGGAUUUGCCAACCUCUUUGGGCCUGUGGGCACAUUAGCAAACCAGAAAAAUGCUUGAGGGCACCACACACAUGCCACAACUCUUCCUCCCCGACUGUAGGGCCUCUAAAAUUGUCCAAAUGUCACAAUUAGGUUUCAAAAAAGGAGUCUUAUUAGCCAGAUGUAAUUUCAGUGGGAGGAUGGGACCUUACCAUGCACCUCUGUGCCAUCGAGCAGUAGUUGUUAGCAGUGAUAUGUUGCUCUCCUGGCUUCCCAACACUGCAUGUCACUGCCAGUUACUGAGAGGGAGAGGGGCAAGGCAUUGGGAGCUUUGAUGCAGUGCAGGCACAGUGGUGGAACCAACCUGAUGCUACUCCAGGGGAGCAAUACUAUUAAUAGCAGAGCAAGUGACGAUGUGUAGACAGUCAGCUGAAUAAACCCAUUAGGGCUAGGGCCAACCUAGCCAAGGCCAGUGUUUCUGUUCCCCUUCUUCCCUUGUGGUUCUGUACUCCCCACCCCAUCCCAUUCCUUGCUAUAUUGCUGUUUUCACUAUUUAUGAUAUUGGUGUUGCUUAAUAACCGCUUCAGAAACCAAACAUUUAGUUUGGCUGAGCCAGUCCAGUCUCUGGCAAAUUUAUAUAUAGUUAUCCUUGCCCUGAUUUGAGAAAUGGGCCACUCUGGUACUCUUGCAGCAGAGAGUCUAUUAUAGCAUUUUAGGCUGGGAGGUGUACGUUUGUGUCUCCACAAAUUUUGAUUGCAUGACUUAGAAUCCUGAGAAUCUCCUCUCCCUUUUUCUUUAAAUGCCUGUUUCCAGCCCUCAAGGUAGCAAAGAGAAGCUUGAAAGUGUGUUGGCAAUGCCUGUAUACUAUCAAAAGAAAUUGUGGGGAGCAAAUGGAAGAGGAUUUGCUGUCAGCAGGGUUUCUGUGGCCUACAUAACUUCUUGCCUUUCCCCAUGACUAGCUGAAUAACAUCUAUAAAUCUUCUAAAUUUGCAUAGUCUAUGCAUAUUGCAGUAUCCAGUAUUUCUUGGUGUUGAAUUUGAUCUACCUAAGACAAGAAUUAUACCUGCUUUUGGGUUAGUAUAACCAUGGGUCCUUCUAGCUCAGUUUUGUCAAUGCUGGCUGGCAGAGGCUCUCCAGGGUUUCACAGUUUCCCAGCCUUAUCUGGAGACAUCGGGUAUUGAAUCCUAUGGCACUCAAAGCCAGUGCUCUGCCACUGAUCUACAGCCCUUCAAGAGUACAGGGCUGCCAUCUGUUUCUGUACUUCUGUGUUGUUAAGAAACGCAAGUAACCCAAACAGUACAAAAUAAGGGUGGUGCCUGUUGAGGAUGGUACCCACCGAAGAUGCAGCAAUUGUUUACGGCGGCUUUACUUUUUCAUUUGAGCAGUGUUUUACAGGGUUUCUGCCUGCUUGGCUUGCUCAGGCUUUUGCUGACUACCACCAACUGCCUGGCAAUCUGUUUCUCAGGAUUCAUUAACUUCUUUUCUCUGGUGUGUAGGAAAAAAGUAUUUCUUGCUUGAGUGGGUUGAUGCAUUUAAGCUUGCCUAGUGCUUGGUCUUAAAUGUGGCUGCCUUUAGUUGUGCAUAGUGUAUGCCUGUGUCUUAAGACUCUGUUUCUUAGGAUGAUGUGUGUCUGUUGUAUGUUAUCCAAUGACCUCUUUUUAACAAGGUGUUUGUGCAAGGGAGACCACGUUGGCUAUUUUCAUUUGAGAAAACUAGGUUAUAGGAGAUGAUGGCACCAGAUGGCCGCAUAUCCUUAGAGUGCUGUGGAUUAUUAAAGGGUUUGUCAUGCUCUUAUCCUUUUUUCCUCCCUCCCGAUACUGUCAAGUGCCCAUUGCUUAAGAUCUGUCAUGAGUUGUGUCAUCUAAGAGCAGGGGUGGGCCUAAUUUCAAAAGCUCUCUGGAAGUGAUCAGAUCUCUGGCAAGAGUGAUCCUAUAGGAGAGAAGAAGAAGGGGUGGCAGAAAUUAAAAAGCCCAACUCUACCAUGUGUGCCUGGACGGAUUAUCCCCAAGCGAAUGCAACUUUAAACAGAAGACAGGUUCCCCAUUCCUGUUUUAGAGGCUGUAUAGUUCAGGGCCUCAACACACCCUGGUCUGAUUUAGAACUCCUAGGUAUCCAUACUUUCCUGUUAGAUGUUGGGAGGCCCCUCUUCAGUGGCACAAGAAUCUAUUGGAAGGAGUGCUGGCAAUUUUUCUCAAUGUCUUAUUCAUCUUGCUAUGUAUACAGCUGAUCCCACAGUUUUGGUGAGGAAGGCUUAUAAUUGUGGAAGGGAAAAACCUCUACAUUGCUGUCCCUGUUGAAAGUCUGGAGCACACAUCAUCAUAAGAUGAUAGAGUUGUGCUUCUUCUAGGCUGGGAGAUGCCUGUUGUUGCACAGGCAGUCCUGAUUCAUCUAGCCGAUCACCUCCUGAUCCCAGUUUUAUUCUUCUUGUUCAGGAAUUAGAAGCAUGUCCUUGGAAGCCUGCCCUAAGGUCACUGUUGUUGGGGGCUGACACUGUGAGGCCAGAAGUACUGUGAUAUAAUUCUUUCCAGCCCAGAUUACAUCUGAAAGAAUUUUUAAGCUGAACAUUAAAAUAAGCAAUACUUCUGAGUAUGGGGACGGGUCAGAGAGGGGCAGUGGUAGUUUCUACUUUUUUCUCUUAAGAGGCCCAGAUAAAGGAUAAAGUAUUCAAGCUUCUCCUGCUAUUAGUGCUGGCUACAGGGAAAAUAUUGUCCUAGUUCACACAGGAGCCUGUAAACAAGGCCCUGGGUGACUGUAGCAGCAACUAAGGAUUCCAACAGCUACUACAGCCAGUUGCAGAGAGCCCCCCUCAGUCCUCUCUCAUUGUGGCUGCUCACCCUUCCUAUGGCAGUAAUGCUUGCUUUCUUGCUUCUGCUGAUCCAAGAGGCUGAAGGAAGUAAUUGCUUGCUGCAAUUCAUUGGGAAUCCAGUAGCUCUAUUUUUAUUUUUGCUUCUUUGAAUUCUUUGCUUGGAAACCUUUAAGGUGCAUCACAGACAGAAGUCACCUGGAUCCCCAACUCUUUAAUGGAUCGCCUCAUCUCAGAUCAAAAUAAACAUCCCCACUCCAGAUGUCUGCCCUUGCCAUGAGAAGAGUUUAUGAGGAAGUGUGGCCGUUUCUUUUGACUUGGGGUUUUGGACUAACACCCUAAACUGCACUAAAAUGCAAAUGUCAGCACAGUUUGCAGUGCCCAUUUUGUCACCUACUUUGAAAAGGCCGACAGCAGUAUGCCUAGCUCUGAUUUGUGAUUGAGAUGAACAUUCUAGAUAAUUUUCUUUUUGUGAGUAAAGUUCAGAUUUUAAUUUAUCUUAUAUUAAGUUGCUGGUCAGCCCAUUACGUGCACAGUAGCUAUGUAUUGAAAUGGCCUCUAUGAUUUAUUUAUUUUUAAGCAAGGAGAGUAACUGCUUGCUUGGCGCUGAAAGCUCCUUAUGGACCAAGAACCUUUGGUCAUGUUUUUAAGCUAGAUGAGUGGUUCAGAUUUUAUUUAAUCUUUCUUAAUGUAAGAUUAAAAACAAGAUUAGAAAGUUCUGGUGGCAAGACCAGCUCCUUGGAAGCUUAUUGCAGGAUUAGAAGUGUAUUUCUUCUUGCUAUCCAGAAAGCUCCCUUGUGCUACAACAGACAUUAACUCAUUUGUCUCACUGUGGAAGAUUAUAAUCCACUUUCCAGUAAAGUAACCCUAGCAUUUAGUUCACAGCAGGGCUUAGUGAUGAAUCGAACUGCCUCCUCAAGAAAUCCGAGAGAGUGCGGCAUUACAAAAGUUUCCUUCCUCACAAGCUUUCACUCUAUACUAGGCUGUGGUUAUGUCUGCACUACAGACUUGGUGUUGCACAAUAAAGCCUUUAAUACUGAGCCAAAGGAAAUAGACAUGUUUCACAACAGCAUACAAUUAAACUAUGGGAUUCACUCCAACGAAGGCAGUGAUGGCCACCAACUUGGAUGGCUUUAAAAGAGGAUUAGACAAAUACACAGAGGAUAAGGCUAUCAAUGGCUACUAACCACAAUGGCUUUGCUGGGGGACAGUAUGCUUCUGAAUUCCAGUUGCUGGAAACUGCAGGAGGGGAGAAUGUUCUUGUGCUGAGGUCAUUCAUGCAGGCUUCCCAUUGGCAUCUGCUAGGGUAACAAGACUGGUGCAGCCACACUGGGUACCAUGCUGCAGGGGGCACCACAACAAUCCUGUAGAGCAGAGCAUGAGAGGCAGGGUGCCUCUGAAAUUGCAGAGCCCGAAGUUCACCACUGACCGUAAGAACAGAGUGCUACAUUAGAUGGCCUGUUGGUCUGAUUCAGCAGGCUCUUCUUAUGUUCUUACUUCAAAAGUUAUCAGUAACUAGAGGACUUGUAGUUCAGUCUCGCUCCUGGGAGCUUGCUGUUGGCCCCAAAUAACAAUGUAUUAUAGGAGAAAGGAAAUACAGGAAGAAGACACAGACUGGCCUUGUUCAAUGAAAUGCAGAUACGCAGAAUCCAUGUGUUCAUCUAAACAUGUACUUGAGGGCAGCUUUCAGCUGUCAUAGGAACAUAGGAUACAGUAAUACCUCCACGAACGUUCACCUCAUCUAGCGUCCAUUCUGGUGAACGUCCACGGCAAACCCGGAAGUGCCGGAACAAGUUACUUCUGGGCUUGCCGCAUGCGCAGAAGUGUUAAAUUGCUCUUUGCACAUGCGCAGAAGCGCAAACCGCUCCGCUUGCAUGUGCAGACAUGGCACUUUGCCCUGCAUCCUUUUCAGCUAGCGGCCGGGGCUCCGGAACAGAUCCCGGUCACAAAACAAGGUACAACUGUACAUCUAGCUCAGUAUCAGCUAGACCAGGAGUUGUCUUAUGUAGAUUUUUCAAUUUCGUUGUUCUCUAUGGGACAAUGACAAUAAAGAUGUAUUGUAUCGUAUCGUAUCGUAUCGUAUCGUAUCGUAUCGUCAACCUGGUCCCUACCGCCCACUAGUGGGCGUUUCAGGAUUCUAGGUGAGCGGUAGGGGGUUCUAUGGCACAAGCUCCUUCCAUUGAGCACUGGUGGGCGGUAGGAAAAUUUUACCAUCAAGAAAGAUGUAUUAGUGGGCAGUAGGUAUAAAAAGGUUGACUACCCUUGAGCUAGACUGACUAGUAACAAGUAGCUCUUUGUAGUUUCAGGCAAGAGUCUUUCCCCAGCUCUCCCUGGAGAUGUUAGGGGAUGAAUCUCAGAAUUUCAGCAUGCCAAGCUUAUGCUUUCCAUUUGAGCUAUAGUCCUUCCCUUAAUACUGGUUUACCUAUAAGAAGGACUCACGUGAUUAGCUCUUAAGGUGAGCAUAAGAAAGCAUGUCAUACAGCCUUGUUACUUAACUCCCAGAAUUAUCUUAACUUGCACAAAAUAAAUAAAUACCAAGUGGCUAGUAGAAUUUGCAGACUGGAAGAAUUUCCCCACCACCCUCCAGCAGCAUAGAAAAGGGGUCCUUUUCGUCCCUUCUGUUAAUAUUUACUGAAAUACUGUGCUACAUGGAAAUGCUUCCUCCGAUUUAUUAAUACAGGUGAAACUCGGAAAAUUAGAAUAUCGUGGAAAAGUUCAUUUAUUUCAGUAAUUCAACUUAAAAUGUGAAACUAAUAUAUGAGAUAGACUCAUGACAUGCAAAGUGAGAAAUGUCAAGCCUUUAUUUGUUAUAAUUGUGAUGAUCAUGGCGUACAGGCUGAUGAAAAUCCCAAAUUAACAAUCUCAGAAAAUUAGAAUAUUAAAUGAAAUCAGCAAAACAAGGAUUGCAAAUAGAGCAAUAUUGGACCUCUGAGAAGUAGAAGCAGAUUUCAAAUAUAAUUUCAGUGAAAGUUCAUGCUGGGAAAGUAACCACGGAUCCUAUAUGAAAAUGGUUUGUAAUUUUACCAAACUGCUCUCUUCUAGCACUCUUUGUGUCUUAUCAUACACGUAUAUAGUAAAGAAUGAUGUCAGUUGACUCACAUAAGCGGCCACAAGUUACAAACCAAACACAGUAAUGGGCACCUUGAUCAUCUAAACCCUUUUCAUGCUGUAGUGUUUUCCAGGCUGAUGGAGGAAGACACUUAAUGUUCAGGAGCUCCAGAUAUACAUUCUUGCAUUCUCUCUGCAUCAACAAGCGGCCUUUACUUGCUGCCUGAUAAAAAAAAAAGUGGAUGAAACGCACAGUAGCCCUGCGUUGUUUGCUACGUUAAUGCUGUAUCAUCAUUUGUUUCUGGAAUAUAUGAUAUUGAAAUAUGACUUUCUUCUAUAAGCAUUAACAUAUCCUAGUUGAUUAUUUGAAAUUUGGAAGGAAAAAAAUAUUAUUUGACUUCUCUGCUUGGGAUUUUCCUUUCAUAUACUGUAAUUACAGAAUUGGAGGGGUUUCCAAGGGUAAUCUAGUCCAACUCUCUGCUAAGUGCCCAACCAACCUCUGCUUAAAAACCUCCAAUGAAAGGAAGUCCACCACAUUCCGAGCUAGUCUGCCUCUCUGCCAAAUAGCUUUUACCAUCAGAAAGUUCUUCCUAAUGUUUAGUUGGAAUCUCCUUGCUUGUAAUUUGAAUCCAUUGAGGGCCUACCCUUUGGAGCAACAGAAAAGAAGCUUGCACUAUCUUCUUUGUGACAGCCCUUAAGAUAUUUGAAAAUGGCUGUCUUAUCUCCUCCCAGUCUCCUCCACUCCAGACUAAACAUACCCAACAACACCCUCAAUCAUUCCUCAUGAGGUUUGCAGAACAGCAAGAGUCUUGAUCCAGGUUGGGACUUCGGUUGGGGGAGGAUUACCUUAACAUUUUCUCCAUCACUGUUUCGUGUAGAAAAUCCCUCACACACCCCUCAGAAUCUGCUAUUUACUGUUUUCAUUUUUUGUUUGUUUGAUUUUUAAGUGGCAGAGAAUCUCAAUCAUAGGGCUUCAAAGAUGUGGUGAAUAUCAUGUAUACUUUGACCCUCUUUGGGCAAGUUACUUUAAGGCUCAAUUUCUGUUAAUCUGAAAGUGAGAAGUGAAAGAUUAUACUGUAAAAAUGAUUUCUCCCCUACCCCCCGCUUCCAUUGAUGCCGUUCUUCCAUCAAAGUUCAACCCUGCUGAUGUGGUACUGUGAAAUGGAUCAACUUUGUCAGGAACUUGACAAAGAAGCUGGUAAACUCAUCUUGGCUAUAACCUCAGCAGGAUAUACUCUUUUUUCCUUUUUUUCUUCAGGAGGGUAGCUUAAUUAAAUCAAGCCAAAGAUACAUACAGUACGGCAGGUGAAACCUGCAGCAGCAUAAACAGAUCAAUAAACCGAUUUGUGUUUGCUGACCAGAAGAGAUUUCUAAUUACUAGUGCUCUGUACUCCCCAUUUCUGAUGGCGUGGGAGUAAUUGAAAGCAUAAGAAAUCCAAUUCCCUCUUGUUUGGGAGUUUGUUUCUGUUUAGCUCCACUUAACUGGACUGGUAAUGCUGACUCGUCUGUCGAGGCUGAAGGUGGUAAUUUAUUUCCAGUUGUCUACUUGGGAUCCUAGUUCCUUAUUCAAGAGUUGCUUAAAUUUUUUAGUAGGAGUUUAUUUUUAGAGGUUUCAAUACACUGUGCACUAGCACAUUAAAGUAUAUAUGUGUGUGUAUUUAUUUAUAUCUGCCUAAAAGCACACAUGUGCCCCAGACUUCCUGCUUCCAUUCUGUCUGCAUCCUGUAUCAAAAAGAGAACGAAAACUUUGCUGAUAAAUAACUGUAAGCAGCACCAAAGGGGGAAUUAUCCUCCAAUUUGUGAACCUAUGGAAAUACUGUAUAUUCUGUAUUGUUGUAUAAUAUCUAGGAUUUAUUGCAUGGAGAAUCAAAUAAUAUUAUUAUUACUGUUGUUUUUGUUGUUAUUUAAUCUAUACGCUGCUUACAUGCCAAAAUGGCUUCUAAGUGGUUUGCAACUAUAAAAUCAGAAUCAAAACACACAAUAACAUUAAAAGAUCCAUAAUUAAAAUAUACAAUAAAACAAACAAUUAAAAAAGCAUAAUGAAAACCGUGAAAACCCAUUUCAGGAGAUAUGGGAGAUAGUCCAGCAAGAUUCUUAAUACAUGUGAAAGUGUUCACACACACCAAAACUGUUUUUUAAAACUAUUGAUUUAGCAUGUUUAGAACCUUUCUGAAGUUUUGUCAGAGUGCAAAUACUGAAAACCCAAGUAUUAGUAAAUGCCUUUUGACUUUUCACACAAAACUUAAUUAAGAGAUGUAGCAGUAUGGUUGCUCAUUAAUCAUACAUUUGCUGCCCCUGUAGUUCUGCUGCCCUGCAAUCCAUUAGUCUCCAGCCAUGUACGUGCCAAUGUACAUCAGCAUCUGUGGCUUCUUUCACUGCUCUGGGUGAAGGGCAAGGCAAGUUAUGUGGUUCCUUCCACUUGCCAGAGCAAAUGUGGUAGGAAUGCACACUUAUUUAAAACAAGACUGCUUGCACAUUGACAUUCUUAGGGAUGGUCUGUUUGUUACCAACAUUGGAAUUAAUGCUUUCUUCUCUCCCCACCCCGUUUCUUUAUAAUUUUCAGCCAUGGCCCAGCGUGUCCAAUCUUGCUAAGGAUUUCAUUGACCGUCUGCUCACAGUGGAUCCUAGUGACCGAAUGACAGCUCUUCAAGCCUUAAAGCACCCCUGGGUGGUCAGCAUGGCUGCCUCUUCUUCCAUGAAGAACCUGCACCGCUCCAUAUCUCAGAACCUCCUCAAGAGGGCAUCAUCUCGUUGCCAAAGCACCAAGUCAGCCCAGUCCACCCGCUCCAGCCGCUCCACUAAGUCCAAUAAGUCCCGGCGGGUACGGGAGCGGGAACUGCGAGAGCUGAACUUGCGCUACCAGCAGCAGUACAAUGGCUGACAACUCAGCAGGAGGCUGCCUGGCUUGUUCUUUCUUUGUCAUUGGGACAUGUUCUGCACUGUGUUCACUAAAGUGAGGGGGCCCCAAGCUCCAGCCCUCUUCUCUCAAAGCCC